This is a messenger RNA of Scomber japonicus (chub mackerel), 1871 nucleotides long. RefSeq names its product monocarboxylate transporter 2-like. The transcript is spliced from 5 exons. Gene Ontology annotation, biological process: monocarboxylic acid transport; transmembrane transport. Gene Ontology annotation, cellular component: membrane. Lineage: Eukaryota; Metazoa; Chordata; Actinopteri; Scombriformes; Scombridae. Gene Ontology annotation, molecular function: monocarboxylic acid transmembrane transporter activity. The record is from RefSeq and is a predicted model, not a curated record. Bases 52 to 1431 code for a protein of 459 amino acids.
AGUUUGCAACAAGCUAGGAAACGAGCUGCGAGGACGUUCAAUGAAAGGAAAAUGUCCCGUGCAACAACACAUGAGUUGGGCAAACCCCUGGAUGGUGGUUGGGGUUGGAUGGUGGUCAUUGGGGCCCAUAUUUCCAUUGGAUUUGCCUACUCCAUGCCCAAAGUCCUCUCUAUUUUCUUCAAGGUGAUACAGGUGGACUUGCAGGCCAGCUACAGUGAAAUAGCAUGGAUUUCCUCUAUUAUGCUGGCUGUCAUGUAUGCAGGCGGACCAGUGAGCAGCAUGUUGGUCAAGCGCUUUGGAAGCCGGCCAGUAGUGAUGACAGGUGGACUGAUGUGUGGCGUCGCUAUGGUAUCUGCUUCUUUUGGGAACUCCAUCGUAUUCCUCUACUUUUGCAUUGGCGUCAUUGGUGGUUGUGGACUCUCCUUAAACCUGAAUGCAUCUCUCACCAUCAUCAGCAAGUAUUUUCUGGCAAAACGCCCUUUAGCCAAUGGACUGGCCAUGGCUGGAAGCCCGGUAUUUGUGUGUUUUCUUGCUCCUCUCAACCAAUAUUUACUGAACACGUUUGGCUGGAGAGGAAGUUUCCUUAUCCUUGGUGGUUUGAUGCUUAACUGUUGUGUUGCUGGAGCCCUGAUGAGGCCGGUUGUUCCGCCUCGAAACUCAUCCUCUGCACCUCAAAAGCAAGUGGAGGAACAGCCAAGUAACUGCAACACUAAGCUAAAAGGAAACUGUAUGAAAACUACUAAGUUCUUGGAUUUGUCCUUCUUCAAGGAUAGAGGCUUCAUCAUUUACCUCAUUGGGAAUGUGAUGUACAUCUUUGGUGCCUAUGCACCCAUUGUGUUCCUGUCAGCCUAUGCUAUUAGUCAGGGUGUAGAGGAGUACUCUGCAGCCUAUCUGCUCUCCAUCAUGGGCUUUGUGGACAUGUUUGUUAGGCCUGCCACUGGCCUGGUAGCCAACAACAAGUGGAUCAGGCCCAGAAUUCAGUACUUUUUCGGCUUUGCCAUGGUUUUCAACGGCAUGUGCCACUUGCUGUGCCCACUGUUCACAAGCUAUGCCUUCCUGGUGGUCUACGCAGUAUUUUUUGGUGUGGGUUUCGGCAUGGUUUUUGCCCUGAUUUUUGAAUGCCUGAUGGACCUGAUGGGAAAUGAACGUUUCCCCAGUGCUGUUGGACUGGUCACCAUCAUUGAGUGCUUCCCCAUGCUACUGGGACCACCUGCUGCAGGGUUACUGGUGGACGUCUUUGAUGACUACAAGUACCUUUUCUACAUGUGUGGCACAGUGAUUGUGGCUGGUGGGCUUUUCCUCUUUGUCAUGAACAUCUACAACUACCGCAUGCUGGAAAAAGAGAAGGCUGCGAAGGACAGAAAAACAAAAAACUUAGAGAACCAGGAGCAGGAGACCAUCUCAGUGUCAGAGAUGCAACAGACUGCUUAAGGGCAGCAGGGGAGCGAACUGAGCCCGAGGCUAAAGAUGAAAAAGGCCCCGGGGGAGAGACAUGACCAGAGAGCGCCGAAGGCACCAAAUUAAAUGUCACUUCUCUACUAAGUUUGCAUGUUAGAGACAUGGGUGUGUGGGUGGUAAUGCAAUGUGGUGGAACAACAGUCAACAGUCUGACAGAGCUAUCCCUGAAAACACCAAACAUUUGCUAGAUCCAACUUCUGAAAUAUGCUGCAUUGCUCAGUUUUAAAAAUGUAUUUUCCUAUUGGAGAAGAUGUCACAAUGGACUCUAUAAUAUAUUUUCAGACUUUAUCAAUGAAAUGUUGAACCAAUUACUUGAAGAAAUAACCAAUUAAUUAAUUGAUUAUUUAAAAUUGAAUUGUUGCAUUCAUUCAUUCAUUCAUCCCUUCAGUUUGUGUGUCUGCCCACUUGAAUGC